AGACAAGUAUGAAGACCAGUUAAAUUCGUAAGUUUGACAAAACUCAGGGGAAAUCCUGAAAGUGGCAAAGCUUGGAUCUGUAAAACGACCAGAAAAACGAUGCACUUUCAUUUGUAUUUCAUCUUUCUGUGUGCAUUGUUUGUGGGCGUUAAUGGCUGGUGGAUGUGGGGAAAGAAAGGAAAGGACAAGAGAUGUCCUAAAAGAAAUGGUGCACAGCCAUAUUAUUUUGGAUCUACAAACCUCAAAUGUAUGAUAAAGGAAGGUAAAAAGGGCAAACGCAGUGCACCUGCUAGAGGAAUUUGGGACUUAAAACACCGUUUCAUUGAAUAUAGAGGACACUACUUCGAUUUCUUGGAUAAUUCCAAAGUAUACAUCUCUAAGCGCCGUCUACAAUGGCGUAAGUGCAGUGGGGGUAAGGAAGGGUCUCCAGCAGGCCACAGUGAACUCAGCCUGAACUGUAUCAUAGGUUGUGCCAAAAACUACAAAUGUAGAUACGGAAAGUAUCGUUUCUUGAAGAACAAUUGCAACAAGUUCGCCAAUCGGCUGUCGAAGGUACUUUGCAGAAGGGGUAAGAAGUGUCCUAGCUGGUGUGAGGGGAGCUGUAAUAAUGUCGUUUAUAAUUAUGUACGUCAAUGAGGGAAUCUUAUAUUUGUAUGAUAUAAAGCUCUCAACUAUG
Molecule: messenger RNA, 676 nt
Organism: Ostrea edulis (European flat oyster)
Lineage: Eukaryota; Metazoa; Mollusca; Bivalvia; Ostreida; Ostreidae
Exons: 4
Coding region: 100-636 (178 amino acids)
Source: RefSeq, a predicted model, not a curated record